Messenger RNA from Cryphonectria parasitica EP155, 1221 nucleotides. RefSeq lists its product as uncharacterized. The annotation marks the transcript as partial. The transcript is spliced from 2 exons. The record is from RefSeq and is a predicted model, not a curated record. NCBI's taxonomy places the organism in Eukaryota, Fungi, Ascomycota, Sordariomycetes, Diaporthales, Cryphonectriaceae.
GAGUCCGUGUACGACUCAAGAAUCGUCGAUCUUCUCGACGUUGUCGAUCCAGAGGUCUCCACUCUGACGUCCAUCACCAACCUCCAGAACUCACUGUUCAUACCAAGUCUCGGCCGAUGGGUCAACCGCCGACCAACAUACAAUGUCUCUGCCUGGGGGCCGCCGCCCGUGCCUGGAGAUUUCCCAGAGUCGCUUGCGAGCAUUGCGGAGCAUCAGUCGCACCCCACAGAUCAGGAACAACGGCCCUCUGCUGGCCGCGCGUAUAGCAUCACGUCCGAAAUCGAGGACACUCACUAUGCCGUUCUUCCCCACGGCGCCUCGCUUGAGGGCUGGACCAAGGAGGAGGUCGACCAGCUGAACGACCACGUCCGCCACAUGCUUCACUCCCGCCGGUCCAAAUUCAAACGUGGCUUGAAAGGUUUCGGCAGUUACGUCCGUCGGCCGCUGGGAUUCUUCGUCACCCUUUACGCCACACUCAUCACGCUUUUUGGUCUAGCCUGGGUUUUGUUUCUGAUCGGCUGGAUCAACGUGGGGGGAAAGCAGCUCUAUCUAAUCAACAUCAUCGACUACACUCUGGUGGCGCUCUUCGCCAUCGUCGGCGACGGCUUGGCACCCUUCCGCGCCGUCGACACAUAUCACAUGAUCUUCAUCGCCCACUACCACCGUGUGAGCUGGAAGCUGCGCGAGAAGCUCCUCUUGCCGGAGCUGCGUGACCAUAAUGACCUGCCCACCGAGGCUGUGCUGCCCGACCUCGAGUCCGCGCCCGACACGGCUAGCAUCCGCUCGCUGGCGCCCGGCGAGGAGUUCUCGGUGCUCAAUCCGAAGCAGCAGGAGAGGCUCACCCACCACUCCGAGAAAUACGCCAAGUCACACACCUUCUAUCGCCCACACGAGACGGAGACCCACUACGCCUUUCCCCUGAAGCUCCUAGUCGCCAUCACCGUACUGCUCGACCUGCACAGCUGUCUACAGAUCUCGCUGGGCUCAGUCACGUACGGCAUCAAUUACCAGGACAGGCCUUUCGCCCUCACCACCGUCAUCCUGUGUUGCUCUAUCACCGCCAACGCCACCGCAGGACUGUUGAUCUGGAUCGGGGACAAGCGCACGCGGAAGAAGGACGUCAUUGAGAGGAUGACGAGGCAGGAGCUGACCGAAGAGGCCAUGCACAAGGUGAAGAAGCAGAACCAGAAGGAGGCCGAGAAGGCAGAGGCCAAAAAGGAG